Molecule: messenger RNA, 162 nt
Organism: Nematocida ausubeli
Lineage: Eukaryota; Fungi; Microsporidia
Exons: 1
Coding region: 1-162 (53 amino acids)
Source: RefSeq, a predicted model, not a curated record
AUGGAUGCCUUCUUAUCUGGUGUAGUUUUGACAGGCAGUGCUCCCUGGGUGACUGCAGAUUCAUUCGCAUGUCAAGUGGCUUGCCUUGUGAUUGGCUAUUUUGCAAGGAGCCAGACUUGGAAUUUUUAUUUACUCCAAAAAGUUUUAGAAUUUUACUCAUGA